Messenger RNA from Alligator mississippiensis (American alligator), 954 nucleotides. Its product is annotated as olfactory receptor 6M1-like. Bases 1 to 954 code for a protein of 317 amino acids. The transcript has a single exon. Gene Ontology annotation, biological process: G protein-coupled receptor signaling pathway. Lineage: Eukaryota; Metazoa; Chordata; Crocodylia; Alligatoridae. Gene Ontology annotation, cellular component: membrane. The record is from RefSeq and is a predicted model, not a curated record. Gene Ontology annotation, molecular function: G protein-coupled receptor activity; olfactory receptor activity.
AUGCUGAUUGUCAACCGUAGCAGCAUGGUGACUGAAUUUGUCCUUCUUGGCUUCUCUGUGGUGUGGGAACUGGAGGUUGUUUUCUUCAUGCUGCUGCUCAUAAUCUACAUAUUGACAAUAACUGGGAAUGUGGUCAUUAUUUCAAUCACUUGGGUUGACCACCGCCUCCACAGCCCCAUGUACUUUUUCCUCUGCAACCUCUCCUUCCUCGACAUCAUGGUGGCAACAGCCAUUGCCCCAAAAAUGAUGUGGGAUUUCUUGUCCUGGAAAAAGACCAUCUCAGUCUCUGGUUGCAUUGCUCAAUGUUACUUCUACUUCUUCUUUGGCACCACUGAGUUCAUCCUCUUGGCUGUCAUGUCAUUGGACCGCUAUGUGGCCAUCUGCCUCCCUCUGCGAUACUCCACCAUCAUGAGUCUGCGGAUGUCUUUAUGGUUAGCUCUGGUGUCUUGGGUUGGAGGUUUCUUCUCCGUCCUCUCCCCUAUCAUCAUCAUCUCCCAGCUUCCCUUUUGUGGGCCAAAUGUCAUUGAUCAUUUCUUCUGUGACCUGGAGCCACUCAUCAAGCUCUCUUGUGCUGACACUUAUCUGCUGGAGCUCAUUGAAUUCUCACUGUCUACUGUAGUUCUCCUGAGUUCUCUUCUACUUACUGUCGUAUCCUAUAUCUACAUCAUUACCACCAUCCUUCACAUCCCCUCUACCACGGGCAGGAAAAAGGCCUUCUCCACUUGCGCUUCCCACAUUACAGUGGCCUCUGUCUUCUAUGGCAGUGCUAUCUUCAUGUACAUAGUCCCCAACAAACAAUUCUCCUUUGGCUUCAAGAAGGCAGUGACCCUGCAGACUGCUGUCCUCACCCACUUGCUCAACCCUUUCAUCUACACGCUAAGGAACCAGCAGGUCAAGGAGGUGCUGAGGGACACUGCAUCCCACUUCCGGAGUAGUGUGAGGGGUGUUAGGUGA